Ciona intestinalis (vase tunicate) is the source of this 1020-nucleotide messenger RNA. NCBI's taxonomy places the organism in Eukaryota, Metazoa, Chordata, Ascidiacea, Phlebobranchia, Cionidae. The record is from RefSeq and is a predicted model, not a curated record.
GGGUUGUUACAUAAUAAAGGAGAUUGUUUAGUUGGUUUUGUUACGUCACGAACGCUUUAAUAAGCUUAAUUAUUAACUUUGAUCGAAGCGAUCGCGAUGCUGCAUUGUGAUGUCAUUCACAAGAACAAUGGGGGAAAGGUAUGAAUGUCGAUUGUCCCGGGAGGAUUUAAAGAAAGCUCAAGCCGAAUUGAAUGAACCAAUUAGCGACCAGGAGAGGAUCGCGGCCAUUGACGUGCUUCGGGAAAGUUUCCAAACCAAACACCCGGAAGUCACGUUGGCGAACGAUAGUGACGUCUUCAUGUUAAGGUUUCUUAGAUCAAAGAAAUUUAAUCAAGAAAAAGCUUUAACGAAGUUGUAUAAAUAUCAAAAUAACUACUCAACAUGGGGUGAGGUUUUCGAUAAGGUUCGAAACCCGGUGUUGUUGAAACCCCUCAUAGAAGCUGGGGUGGUUGUUCCAUUGAAAGGAAGAGCCAAAGAUGGGUCAGUCGUUGUGGUUGGUCGACCCGGUAUUGUACAACAUACAUGGAUCGAUAUGAUGGCAAUGAUCAUAUUAACAGCUGAAACUCUACUGCAAGAUGAACACACACAGAUAUAUGGAAUGACUGUGGUAAUAGAUCAAGCCUACUUCACCAUGGAGUUGGCGAAACAAUACACUCCGGCAAUUUCAAGAAGGUUCGGAGGUUUUAUGCAAGACUCACUGCCUGCUAGAGUAAAGUCCAUGAACCUCACAAACCAGGGAAAGAUUUGGGACAUUGUGUGGGCAAUUGCGCAACCUUUCCUCAAGGAUAAAAUGAAAAAAAGAUUUCGAAUCCAUGGAACUGAGUUUUCUACACUUUAUGACGUCAUAGAUAGAUCGAUUCUCCCGCCGAUGUUCGCGGGUAACGGACCGCCACUCGAUCCGGAAGAAUGGAAAAGUCACGUGAUUAGCGAGGACACAGCUCUUUAAAUUCCUAAACACAUAAAAAUUACCAAAAAUAUCUAAUUUUUGUUGAUUUAAUAAAUACCGAAACAAGAUUUCUA